UUGUCAAACGUUAAACAAGAAUAAAUUACAAUACUAACACUUAACGUGUUAAGUGUUAGCUGUUUUUGAAAUAUAAAAAGUUUACGAUUAUUUAUAUGUUAUCUGUGAAUAUUUUAGAAUUUAUUAAACGUUGAAAUAAUGCAUCGUGUUACUAUAUUGUAGUAAAAACAUGGAAGAUUCUCCCUUAAAUUUGGCACAUAAACAACAUCGUAAAGCAGAAAAUCAUAUUCACUACAAAAGAUUUGACGAAGCAAUUGAAUGUCACAAGAAAGCAGCUAAAUAUCUAGAUCAAGCGUUACAAUUAACAACAGUUGAACGAGCUGUAGAAUCUAUGUCAUUGCAAAAAGCCUUUCAUGUCAAAGAACAAGCUGUAAUUUUACAGAAAAAACAACAGUACGAAAAUUUUAAAGCAACUCUAGAAAUGCAGCAGAAAAAAUUAGCUAAAGCAAAAUUGGCCUCCAAUUAUUUAUCUGGGAAAGAAGAUAAAAAUGGCUUAGAAGUAGAGAUUUUAAAAAAUAUUACUGAUGCUGAUAGUUUAUUAGAUUUAUUGUUGGUAAGAAGACAUGGUCAAAGUGACUCAGAUAGCACUCAAAGUGUUGAAGUUUGCGAUUGGGAUGAAAAAUCUGUCGAUGAAACUGAUUGUGGAACUGCUUCUAAUAUUGUUGGCACUAAAAAGCCCAAAGAUGAUAAAACAGUGAUAGAAGAACUGCGCACAUUAAAUAAGCAACUCCAUGACUUAAUUGAUAAAUUAUUACAUGAAUUACAUGCCAGAUCUAAUGAAACAGAUUUGUUAAAAGAACGAAUUCGAAUUCUUGAGCAAAAAGAACAACACAAUUUAGAGCAUAUUAAACAGACUGACAAUAAUCAAGUUGAUAAUAGUGUGACUGAUAAGGACAACGUACCAAAUGCUGUUAUUGAAUCACAAACCGAUAAUUUAAAAUUAAUGUCUGACUCUUCAAUUGGUGAUGUAAUGUCUCCAUAUGUGAUCAGCCCUUGCUCAGAAUUAAGUCCAGAAUUAGGAAAAAUGAGACAGUUGCCAACAUUAGCCCCAUUGGAAUUGCCAGAUUUUGACUUCAACAGUCUGAGGAGUGCCCCAAAAGAUGAUUGCAACAACGGCUACCAAUUACUCCCAAAAUGAAACAAAACAAUUAAGUGUUAAAUGGCGCAUAGCAAAUACCUAUUACUAACCAGGUAAUUACAAGUAUUUUAGAGGGUUAGUUAAAGGUACAAAGAUGGUCUCUUAGAUUUGGGAAUAGCGAUGCUAAAAUAUAUUUUAUUGCAGUUAUUGUCCCCAACAGAGAGUCACUUAACCCUUUUUCAUCACAAUAUGGUUUUUAUAUUUUUGUUGUAUAUUGCUAUUUAUAUGAAGCUAUUUUUGAUAAUCUGAUAUUUUAUCAUUCCAAUGUUAUGCAAAAUCUCCAGAAUUCCACUACCAGAAUUUUUUGUUUUAUAAUGAUCAAAUAAUAAAUAUAUUUUUAUUUCAAUA
This is a messenger RNA of Ctenocephalides felis (cat flea), 1486 nucleotides long. Its product is annotated as nuclear receptor-binding factor 2-like. Gene Ontology annotation, biological process: autophagy. NCBI's taxonomy places the organism in Eukaryota, Metazoa, Arthropoda, Insecta, Siphonaptera, Pulicidae. The transcript has 5 exons. The coding region runs from base 170 to 1138 and encodes 322 amino acids. The record is from RefSeq and is a predicted model, not a curated record.